Messenger RNA from Prorocentrum cordatum, 607 nucleotides. NCBI's taxonomy places the organism in Eukaryota, Dinophyceae, Prorocentrales, Prorocentraceae. The record is from the annotation of a GenBank genome assembly.
GCACGCCGUGCUCACCACCGACGCGGGGGCGCUGUUCUCGCUUGGGGAGGGCGACCGCGGGCAGCUGGGCCUCGGCGACCGCCGGAGCGCCCUGGAGCCCGCGCAGGUCCCAGGCCUCGCGGGCUUCCAGGUGGUCGACGCCGCGGCGGGCCUCGCGCACAGCCUUGCGGUGACGACGCUCGGCAGGCUCUACUCGUGGGGCGGCAACGACGAGGGGCAGCUGGGGGACGGCUCCCUCGUGGACAGGUCCGUCCCCCGCGCGGUGGAGGCGCCGAUGCCCGUGCUCGCCGCGGCCGCCUCGGGGGUCUCCGCGGCGCUGCUGGAGGACGGGGCCGUGCUCGCCUGGGGGUUCGGAGGCCGAGCGCGGGCGGGAGGACGCCCCGAGUUCGAGUGCCGCGCCUGCCGCCUCGCGCUCUCGGGGAGCGUCCUGUGCGCCGUCGGGGCCAGCGGGGAGCUGCUGGUCCGCCUGCUUGGCGGCGGCGGGGCGGCCGUGCUCGCAGAGGGCGGCGUGGUGGCGGCGGGCGCGGCGUCCAGGCACGUCGUGGCCCUGCUGGGGCCGCAGGCCGCGGGGCCCGCCCCAAGCCGGGGGCGCGGCGAGCGAGACGGC